GAGAGAAUGUUGUUAGUAUAGACUAUAAUCAUCCAUCCUCAUAACACUGAAUCUGUCUGCAGCUUUCAUCGCCCUUCAGCAGCAGAUCCUCUGGACACGGUGAAGCACAGAACGCACUCCUCUGGAUGUAGGUGUCUACAGGUGUUUUCACACCCAGCUCGCCUGAGCCUCCGGACGCUCUCGGAGCUCGUAUACGUGAACAAACCAAGCGAUCUCAGACCCUCUAAAAGAGCCGAGACGCGACUGUCAUCAGACCACUGUACGGUUCGUCUGUGCUUCAGUUUCCUCGUGAUUUGUGAAAGCAAUGAGGUCUCGGUAUGUUUUCUAUGCACCAACAUAACAGCAAUGCUUGAGGUUUAACUAAGCAGUUUAUUAUUUGUAAAUGUUUUUUUAUGUUUAGUUUAUUAUUAUGAUCAUUAUUAUUUUAUUAUUUACCAACGUAAUUUCAGAUGUUUUAGACUCUUGUUACAUUUCUCAAAAAUAAAUAAAUAAAUAAAUGAAUAAACAAACUGUUAAUUCUAACAAUACAAAAUAAUUAUGUUGUCAUUUAUGUAAUCUACGGCUAGCUGUGCAGUAAAUGAUUUUAAUGAAUGACGUGAAGGCAAAGAAGCACCCGACACGCAGCUGAGAUCUAGCAUUCUGCCCGCUUUAAAUCAGACACAGAGAUGAAGUACUGCGGUAUGAUCACAUUUAUUUGAAUGCAAGAAUUAAAGCAUUGAUUUAGAUUAAUUAUUGAGAGAGAGAGAGAGAGAGAGAGAGGUGCAUAUGUGAAUUGUGUCUGUGCGUCUCACUCUGCAAACAGUGAAACUGGGAGUUUGGUUUCUGUGCAUGUGCAGUGUGAUCUCCGAUCUGUGUGUGUGUGUGUGUCUCAAUGAAAGCAGCGCUUUUAUGAAGAAUGGUGAUUAAACUGACUAUGAAUUACCUGUGCAUUAAACGGUUUUAAUGCAUACCUGCCAGCCAAUCAGAACUGGGUUUUCAGACAGACCAUGGUAUAAUAUUACAGAAUUCUUUAAAAAAUAAAACAAUAAUUACUAAAACUGAACAAUGCAACUUACUGUGAAUAAAAAAAAGGAGCAAAGAAACGUAAUACUAUCUUAUCUGAGAAAAAAAGAAGGUUGAAAUAACUUUAUACAUAAUGUUCCCUUUUAAGUUUAAAUCUGACUGAAAUGCAUUGAUAAAGCUCUGUGAAUGUCUUGACCGGAGAUGUGGUCAGGGAUUGCUAGCUCUUCCAGUCGGUCAGAGAGCUGGGAUCCGAGUUCUUAUGAAGUGAACAAGAAAGGGUUUGAGAUCACUUCAGUGCUCAAGAGGACCAAACAAAGGACCAGGUUCUCUUUUGAGUCCUUUAUACUGUUAACACCAAAAAGACUGCGGUCACUUUACGUGAAAUGGGUUUGGAUCUUUUCAAACGAACUAUAUGAGAAAACACCCAGAGUCACCCGUGACUGUACUGUACAUCUAAAAAAACUAUAACAGUAACCACAAACAACUUUGCUGUCAAUAAUAAUCCAAAUUUAGACAAUUUACAGUUCCAUGGCAACUUUUCUUUACAAAUUUAGAUAAUUAUUUCAGUUUAUUAAAAACAACUCUAGAAUAUAUCAGCCUAUAAAGAGAGACUAAAGAUUAUUUUCAUGAUUGUAUUAAGAAACUUUGAGACUGUACCAAAGACGUUUAUCCAAAGCAGCUUACGUUGCAUUUGAGGAAUAUGUUUUUAUCAGUUCAUGCAUUCUCUGGGACUGGAACCCAUGACCUUGGAUUUGCUAUCAGCUGUGCUGCUUGAGAUACAGGAACAGCACAAUAACACUCAGGUUCACUAUCUUAAAUCAGGGACUCUGGUCAAUCUUUAGCCAGUCUUUUUAUUACAGAGAGCAAAGGUUUGUCUCGGUCUGAGCUCUUUUAAGCAUGACUUAACAGACGAUUACACAGCACUCAAGGGACUUGGUUUGUCUGGUCGACGCAGUGCUGUUAUCACAGCUAACACAGAUCAUGGCCGGGACACAGAUGCAUGCGGUGUGGGUCGCAGCGGUUCUGAUGAGCUCAGGUGUGAUCGCACAGCAGGUGGACAUGAGCAACGCAUCUCUGACAGAGAUUCCUGAAGAUACACCUACAAACAUCACCGAGUGGAUCCUGAGCAACAACUCACUUGUGAUGUCCGCCUCGGAUAUAACCACCUUACAGAAACAUCGCAGGAUUACUGAGCUAGACCUUUCUUAUAACCACAUACAGAUGCUGCCUCCUGGAGCCUUUGACGAGCUCACAGACCUAAAGACUCUUAAACUGAGGGGUAACAGCUUGCAGACCCUUGACAGAGACAUCUUCAAAGGACUGACAAACCUGAGGAGCCUGGAUCUGCAGGACAACCCAUGGAACUGCUCCUGUUCGCUCUCAAGCCUCAUCAAAGAGCUGACCGACUCCGGCGUAUCGAUAGGGAAAGAAGUCACUUGUUACACCCCCCAGAAAACAGCUGUGCUUGAUGGAAACCAUUCCUGCUCAAUGCAAGCCACAAGCGUCAAACCAUCUGUGGAGAAAUCUACAGCUACCACCAGAUCAACACCGACCCCUCCGUCCACCACAGAGUCCAGCGACAGCAGUCACGUCAACGGCUCCAGCAAAGGGCUGAAGGCGAGUGACGGUGAGACACAGACAGGAAGUCACAGCUGGAAGUUCCUGCUCGGAGUCGUGGCUCUAACCCUCAGCACUUCCAUGCUCAUUGUGUGCGCCGUCAAAUCCCCCUCGUGGUACAAGCUUCUGUUUAAUUACCGGCACCAGAGGCUCCGUGAGGACGUGGAGCACAGCGUCUUCAAUACCGGCCGCUUUUCCAACUUCAGUCUGGACACACAGCAGACGGACACGAGCGCUCAGGAGCUGGACACGGGACUGAGCCUGCAGCCCUUCGAGGAGGAUGAUGACGGCUUUAUAGAGGACGGCUACAUUGAGCCGGGGAGCUACAGAGAGCGCACGGAUGCUGACGAGUCAUGAGCGCGAUCUGGGCCGAAAGAAGCUACGAGCUCUUGCAUUAAACUGUGAGGAUCCUUUCAUUCCAGUGCAGUAGUGCAAUAUAUAAAAGCCUUUAAAAUACGAAACCCAAAGAUCACUGAACUGGAAUUGCAAACGCAUGUAUCUCAGCAGGUUAAACAAUUGUGUGUAAAACUUGUCUGUCACAGCACUUUAUCAUAAAGUAAUUCAAAUUUUA
Molecule: messenger RNA, 3190 nt
Organism: Onychostoma macrolepis
Lineage: Eukaryota; Metazoa; Chordata; Actinopteri; Cypriniformes; Cyprinidae
Product: leucine-rich repeat-containing protein 19-like
Exons: 5
Coding region: 1984-2976 (330 amino acids)
Biological process (GO): interleukin-8 production; positive regulation of non-canonical NF-kappaB signal transduction
Cellular component (GO): plasma membrane
Molecular function (GO): protein binding; signaling receptor activity
Source: RefSeq, a predicted model, not a curated record